AUGCUUUUUUCUUCGUCUUUGUGCUGUUUAAUGAAAAACCGGAUUCCUUUCUAUGUGCAGAUACCCGAUUGCCUUGCUUACAUGUCAACUUUCGUCUUCUGCCACAUAUUUGCCUUCAAACUUUCGUGGAGACUUACACUGGCAGUUAUGCCGCUCUCAAUCAUGUUCAUAGCUCCAGGACUUGUGUUUGGGAAUAUGAUGAUGGGCCUGGUAAUGAAGAUGAUUGGAUCUUAUGGAGUUGCUGGUGGGAUUGCAGAACAAGCAAUUUCUUCAAUAAGAACUGUGUAUUCUUACGUGGGAGAGUGUCAUACACUAGACAGAUUCAGCCGUGCACUUCAGGAAUCUUCGGAAUUUGGGAUAAAACUAGGCUUUGUAAAAGGAUUGCUGCUGGGGAGCAUGGGAAUUAUAUAUAUAGGUUGGGGUUUUCAGGCUUGGGUUGGGAUUUAUUUGAUUUCUGAAAAAAAUGAACAAGGUGGGCAUGUCUUGAUAGCUGGGUUCAAUGUACUCAUGGGCGGCUUGAGUAUUUUGAGUGCCCUCCCAAAUCUAACUGGGAUUACAGAGGCAAUGACUGCUGCCUCCCGGAUCUCCGAGAUGAUUGGACGGGUUCCUACCAUAGACUCUGAAGAUAAAAAGGGGAAGGCUUUAUCACAUGUGAGAGGCGAGAUUGAAUUCAAAGACAUAUAUUUUAGUUAUCCAUCAAGACCUGAUAUGCGGAUCUUAGAAGACUUCAAUCUGAAGGUUCCAGCAGGUAAAAGAGUAGGCCUUGUUGGGGGCAGCGGUUCUGGGAAGUCCACAGUCAUUGCACUGCUUCAAAGAUUUUACGACCCAAUUGAAGGAGAUGUAAUCCUGGAUGGAUACAAAAUAAGAAGACUUCAGCUGAAAUGGUUGAGAUCCCAACUUGGUCUUGUGAAUCAAGAACCUGUUCUAUUUGCAACAUCCAUUAAAGAGAAUAUCCUAUUUGGGAAAGAAGGAGCCUCAAUGGACACAGUCAUAAAUGCAGCCAAAGCAGCAAAUGCACAUGAUUUCAUCACUAAGUUACCUGAUGGAUAUGAAACUCAAGUUGGGCAAUUUGGAUUCCAAUUAUCUGGAGGCCAAAAGCAACGGAUUGCCAUAGCCAGAGCCCUACUCAGGGACCCAAAAAUCCUGCUGCUCGAUGAAGCCACUAGUGCUCUGGAUGCACAGUCUGAAAGGACGGUGCAGGAGGCAAUUGAUCAGGCUUCAAAAGGGAGGACAACAAUCAUCAUUGCCCAUCGCCUGUCAACGAUCAGGACAGCAAACUUGAUUGUGGUUCUACAAGCUGGCAGAGUGGUUGAGUCAGGUUCACACAAUGAGCUGAUGCAAAUGAAUGAUGGACAAGGUGGGGAAUAUUCCAAGAUGGUUGAGUUGCAGCAGGUGGCAAUGCAAAAUGAAGUUCCCAACACUCCCAGUACUCCAGUAAAAGGAAGAAGCCACCACAGAAUGAGCAUUCCCCCAAGCCCAAUCAGUGUGAGGUCAAGCACUCACAGCAGUCCAAUGUUAUAUCCCUUCAGCCAGGCAUUUUCCAUGGGCACACCCUAUUCCUACUCUGUCCAAUAUGACUCUGACGAUGAUAGUGAUCAAGAGUAUUUAAAGAAAUCUAGCUAUGCCCCUCCUUCCCAGUGGCGUUUACUGAAAAUGAACACUCCUGAGUGGGGAAAAGCUGUGUUUGGUUGCCUGGGAGCCUUGGGUUCGGGAGCAGUACAACCCAUAAAUGCUUAUUGUGUGGGAUUACUUGUAUCCUACUAUUUCCUCCCGGAAUCCGAAAUGAAGUCUAAAUCCAGAGUCUUAUCCCUCGUUUUCUUGGGUAUUGGUGUUUUCAACUUUUUCACCAAUAUCCUCCAACACUACAACUUUGCAAUUAUGGGUGAAAUGUUGACAAAAAGGGUACGGGAGAAUCUUCUCAAAAAACUGAUGACCUUUGAGAUUGGGUGGUUUGAUCAAGAAGACAACACAAGUGCAGCCAUAUGUGCAAGGUUAGCCACUGAAGCCAGCAUGGUCCGGUCCCUUGUCGGGGACCGGAUGUCAUUGCUGGUUCAAGCAAUUUUUGGGGCUACUUUCGCUUACAUACUAAGUCUUGUGCUCACAUGGAGGCUAUCCCUCGUAAUGAUUUCGGUGCAGCCACUAGUCAUUGGGAGUUUUUAUGCAAGGAGUGUUUUGAUGAAGAAUAUGUCUGAGAAAGCCCGAAAAGCACAGAAGGAAGGAAGCCAACUAGCAAGCGAAGCAGUCAUUAAUCACAGAACUAUAACUGCUUUCUCUUCUCAGAAAAGAAUAUUGGGGCUCUAUGGUGCAACCUUAAUAGGUCCUAGGAAGGCUAGUGUAAAACAGUCCUGGGUUUCGGGCUUUGGCCUGUUUAGCUCCCAAUUUUUUAACACAGCUUCAACAGCUUUAGCUUUCUGGUAUGGUGGGAGGCUCCUGACGAAAGGAGAAGUAGGACCAAAGCAACUUUUUCAAACAUUUUUUAUUUUGCUAUUCACUGCUUAUAUUAUAGCUGAAGCUGGGAGCAUGACUAACGAUUUAUCUAAAGGAAGCAGUGCCAUUCAAUCACUUUUGACUAUUCUUGACCGGAGAAGUGAGAUUGAUCCAGACAGCAAAUGGGGGAUGGAGAUUAAAAGGAAAAUAAAGGGACGGAUUGAGCUUAAAAAUGUUUACUUUUCAUAUCCAACAAGACCUGAACAGAUGAUCUUCAAGGGCCUGAGCCUUAAGAUUGAGGCAGGGAGAACAGUGGCACUCGUAGGGCAAAGUGGUUCUGGCAAAUCUACAAUUAUCGGGCUUAUUGAGAGGUUUUAUGAUCCUGUAAAGGGAUCUCUUCAUAUAGAUGAUCAGGAAAUUAAGAACUAUAAUUUGAGAAUGUUGAGGUCACAUAUAGCAUUAGUCAGUCAGGAGCCAACUCUUUUUGCUGGAACCAUACGCGAAAACAUUGUCUAUGGGAAAGUGAAUGCGACAGAGUCUGAGAUAAGAAAAGCUGCAGUUCUUGCCAAUGCUCAUGAAUUUAUAAGUGGCAUGAAUGAUGGGUAUGAUACAAACUGUGGAGAAAGAGGAGCUCAGCUAUCAGGAGGCCAGAAGCAAAGGAUAGCACUAGCUCGUGCAAUACUAAAGAACCCUGCAAUCCUUCUAUUGGAUGAAGCUACGAGUGCACUUGAUAGUGUGUCGGAAAACCUAGUUCAAGAAGCGCUUGAGAAAAUGAUGGUUGGAAGGACGUGUGUGGUUGUUGCUCAUCGGUUGUCUACUAUACAGAAAGCCAACACAAUUGCUGUCAUCAAGAAUGGAAAGGUUGCGGAACAAGGGUCUCAUAACGAACUCAUUUCCUUGGGUCAUGGUGGAGCAUACUACUCUCUCAUAAAACUACAAGGCCGCAGUUCGGGAUGAACAAGGUUCCAACCUCUUUUAAAUAUAUAUAUAUAUAUAUAUAUAUAUAUAUAAAAGUUGUUCAUAUAAGUUUUGUGAUUAUUUGUGAUUGGGAAGGAUUCAGGCUGUACUUUGUUUCAAUUACCGUGUUAAACGGAUUAUCUUCAGGUUUGAUACACUGCUUCCAUAACAAGGUCUUUUUUUUUUUUUUUUUUUGGUGAAAUUAACCAGAUCUAUACCUUCACAUUCCUCGAAAUAAUCAGAAGUCAUAGUAAGUUAAGCAAAGC
Juglans microcarpa x Juglans regia is the source of this 3650-nucleotide messenger RNA. Its product is annotated as putative multidrug resistance protein. Gene Ontology annotation, biological process: transmembrane transport. The transcript is spliced from 4 exons. Lineage: Eukaryota; Viridiplantae; Streptophyta; Magnoliopsida; Fagales; Juglandaceae. Gene Ontology annotation, cellular component: membrane. The record is from RefSeq and is a predicted model, not a curated record. Gene Ontology annotation, molecular function: ATP binding; ATP hydrolysis activity; ABC-type transporter activity. Bases 1 to 3384 code for a protein of 1127 amino acids.